AGCCGAAUGAUUGUGGGGAGGAAUGAUCAGUGAUGGGGCUGGGGGCAGGCUGGAAAUCAGAAGCUAAUUAGAUAAUUAGUGAAGUGUAAUAUUGCCACUUGCCAUGGAGAGGGAGGGGGAGUGGUGCAGUGAUAUUUGGGAACCAAUGGGAGAGGAGCCAACAGGGAGAGGGAUAGGGUCAGGGAAGGAGAGAGGAACAGAAUGGGAGGGUUGGUGAGGGAAGAGAUUACACGUUUUGCUCUGAUACAGUAACAGGUAGCACUUUGCUGGGACAGUUGAGACAGUUCAGUUCACUAAAAUCGGAGUAAAUAACCCCAAAAGGGAGUUUUGGUUCACUCAGAGUUGUGGAAGAGAAUAUUAAGAUACACACUGGCCCGGCUGCAUUUGUCUGGUUCCAGCAGAAGCAUAAGGAUCUGGAACACGACCCUGGUGCUGUAACCCUGGUGCUGCUGUAACCUGUCUUUAUUAAUAAUAGUGAAAACAUCACCCUGCCCAGCAGCCCACACUGAAGAGGAGCACUCACCUGUGCUGGGAGGAGUAGGAGUUUGUCUGUCACCUUGCAGACAGCUGAGUGACCCUUCAGUGAGUGUCUAUACCCGUUGCUCAGGCAGUGGCAAUGCAGAAGACAAUGGAGAACUCGCAGAAGUUUCGGAUAGAUGCCCUUCUGGCUGAAGAGCGGCCCCGCCUGUUGCCCCAGGAAUACAGGGAGCAACUAUUGUCGCAGCCGGUGUCUGUGUCCCAGCUCUUCCCUAAAGCUGCUUUCCUGCCACUGCCCGGGCUCUACCCUGCGACUCCCAUGUAUCACUUGCCUGCCCUGGGCUCUGCUCAUCCAAACUUCCCUUAUUCUUGUUUCUCCGCACCUCCUGCACCGGGGCAACAGCACAUGAAGGCUUCUCUACCCCUGGAACACUGGCUGAGGGCCGGCCUCCUCCUGCACCGGGGACAGGACCUGCACUCCUCUGCUCAGCCUGGACUGAUGGGAAAAUGUCGGCGACCGCGGACAGCUUUUACCAGCCAGCAGCUCCUUGAGUUGGAGAACCAGUUUAAAGCUAACAAGUACCUAUCACGACCCAAGCGCUUUGAGGUGGCUACAUCUCUCAUGCUGACAGAGACACAGGUAAAAAUCUGGUUCCAGAACCGCAGGAUGAAAUGGAAAAGAAGUCGUAAAGCCAAGGAGCAGGUGCCAUCAGAGCAGGGUGACAAACUAAGAGCAGGAGGAAAGACCUUAAGCAAAGAGGAGGAAGAGGAGGAGGAUGAAGAGGAAGGAGACUUACAGCAGGCAGACAGGAGCAUGGACAUGCUAAGGCACACCACACAGCUCAGUUACAGCCCAGAGUCUCUGAGUUCCGAAGAAGAAGAAAACACCAUGGUGCCUUCUCCAUGAGAUAGGCAGAUUGGUACUGAGUGGUACUGGGGCGCUACAGUCCACUUUAUUUAUUUAUCACAGACGCUAUUUACCAUCCCAGUUUGGGACUAGAGACAUACAGUUACUUGGCUAUUUAAUUUAUAUGUAUUUAACUACUAGUUAUCUAAAUGGGCAUAUGGGCCGGUUGGGGGAAGUAUGGGAGCAUUAAACUGAAUCUUGGAUACAAGAACUUUGCUACACUGCAAUUCCAUAAAAUCAUUUAUACAGCACUUGAGCAAUGGGAAGGACAGGAACAUUGCACUGCAAUCUCGAACACUGGCAAAGGCCAGUACUGAAAUUCACAGGAUGCCACCAGUUGCCUGUAAUGCCAAACAGCUGGAGGGCUGCAAUCCAUGAAUCCAGUGGUGCCAAAUCUAGCCCAUUGCUAUUAGGAUAAUUCUGCCAUCCCUGUAUAUACUGUGCCACUAUUAGGGGCCCCUGCUUUCUCACUGCCAUUGACAGCAAUAUUUAGCACUGUUUAAUAAACACCAAUGUACAAUACUUUUUACUACCCCAGAGGGCCAGAAUUGUUUCUGAUCACAGUUAUGUGCCUGAUCCCACAUGGGGUCUAUAUUGCUCAUGCAUUUUAAGGGUUAUACAACAGCAUGGGCAGCAUUUUCCCUGUCAACUAACCCACAGCUACCAACAAGCAUACUGUUAAAUGGUUGUCAUACAGGAUCAGAAUUACUUCUCUACUGCUAGUCACUUUGCUGUUGAAGGGAAAAUAUAUACUAUAUAAGUAGUAUUUAUUUUUCAGUUAAUUUCUUUAAAAUACUAUAAUAUGUGUAUAUUGGCAGGGACAGUUGAAUUAAAGGCUGUUGGGGCUGCUGAGGGUUGUAGCUGAACAACUAAUUGCGGGUGACAUUUUAACAACACUGAAUUGCAUACUUAUAUACCCCCAAGUGAUUAUUGCUCCAGUUAUGCCUGCAGACCCACAUUUUUAUCUCUGGCCCUGGGUGUAGCUUACUGUGUGCACAGAACAUUCCUUCUCUGUGUGUUUGCUUCUAUAACUAUAAUGGGUUCCCUGAUAAAUGCAAGGACCACAACGGCCUAAAGAUCAGCUUUGGAUAUCUUGAAAAAUCCACCAUUAUAAACAGAGCAUAGUGAUGUCAUCAGUUAUAAUCAGUGUUGAAUAACAUGAAUCUUAAACAUUUGCAUAUGUUCUUUA
Molecule: messenger RNA, 2573 nt
Organism: Xenopus laevis (African clawed frog)
Lineage: Eukaryota; Metazoa; Chordata; Amphibia; Anura; Pipidae
Product: motor neuron and pancreas homeobox protein 1
Exons: 3
Coding region: 617-1384 (255 amino acids)
Source: RefSeq, a predicted model, not a curated record